Colletotrichum karsti is the source of this 2526-nucleotide messenger RNA. RefSeq names its product benzoate 4-monooxygenase cytochrome P450. The transcript is spliced from 10 exons. Lineage: Eukaryota; Fungi; Ascomycota; Sordariomycetes; Glomerellales; Glomerellaceae. The record is from RefSeq and is a predicted model, not a curated record. Gene Ontology annotation, molecular function: monooxygenase activity; heme binding; iron ion binding. The coding region runs from base 1 to 2526 and encodes 841 amino acids.
AUGGCAUUGAUCUCCCCACUAUCACCUUGGUCUUUGGGGCAGCAACUAGGACUAGCGGUGCUUGUCUUCACGGUUGCUGUUGUGUCAGUCAUCGUCUAUGGAUGCUUCUUUCAUCCUAUCGCCCAUAUCCCUGGCCCUUUUCUGGCUAAGUUCUCCCCGCUAUGGAUCAUGAGAGCUCUGCAUCGGAUGAGGUUCAAUUCGGAACUGCAAGCUCUUCAUCAGCGAUACGGGCCUGUGGUACGAGUUGGACCCAAUGAAGUUUCCUUUGCUUCCCUUGAAGCGGAAACAGCGAUCUACGCGAAGCAGGAAGACGGUCGCUUUUCCAAAGAUGGGACCUUCUUGACGCUUUUCUCGGACCUCGUCUUGAACGCCCCUACACUGAUCACAAUACCUGACCCUGCACUUCACAAGAAGUUGCACAAGGUGAUCCAGCAAGCCUUCACCCCUCAAGCGCUUGCGAGGCAAGAGCCCAUCCAGAAGUUGCAUAUCGAUAUGGCCAUGUCCGAAGUUGAAGAACUCGCGCAGAAGGGCGGCGCCGUGGACAUUGCUGACACAUUGGAGACGAUGUUCUGGGAGAUUAUUGGUGAUCUUGCCUUCGGAGAACCUCUCAUGUCUGGAAAACGCCCUACUUACGAAUCUUUGAAGCAGCUUGGGAAAUCAACGAUGCCCAUGGUCGAAGCCUUGAGCUUUUUCCUCGCCAUGCCUGGGAUAGCUUCACUGCUUGAGAGUGCCAGGAGCCUGGUGACAGCGUUACCGUUUCCGUCACAACUCUCUAAGCUUGUGCCAUCUUCAAAGCUGCGCGACUGCGUCGAUAGGCAAGACGGAAGAGAAGACUUCUUGACCGCAAUUAUGGGCAGCGAAAAGCAGGGUCUGACGCUCGACGCAGAUGCAUUCUUUAGCAACGCCAUGGGCCUCACCCUGGCGGGAUACCAGACGACAGCUACAACACUGGCCGCCACUUUCUAUCACAUUUUGCGUUAUCCCGAUGCGUACAACAGAGUCUGCUUUGAAAUUCGCUCGAACUUUACCAAUGAAGAAGACAUUACGGGCGAGCGGCUGGCCAGGUUGCCGUUCCUGAGUGCCUGUAUCCGGGAGACCCUUAGGUUGCUUCCACCGGCAAACGGUAAAACGGCACAGCGUACCGCUCCAUCUUGCACCAUAGAUGGCGUACACAUCCCUGCCGGUACCACCGUCUCCGCCGAUCUCUACACAAUUCAAAGAUCGCCCGAGUAUUUCGCAGAUCCCGCCACCUUCCGCCCUGAAAGAUGGCUUGAUGGUGUUGAGGAUACCGAGUUCAGAGCAGACAACAGAACAGCUUAUCGUCCUUUCCUCAUUGGAAGCAGAGCAUGCAUUGGAAGACACAUGGCACAGCAGAGUAUCCGACUGAUCGUUGGGAAGUUGCUUUGGAGAUACGACCUUGAGCUGCUAGAUCGAGACGGGUUCAUAUGGGAGCGCGACGCUGGCAGCAGCCUCAUCUACACGGAAUACAAGGUCAUGGCUUCUGAGGCCAUUCGACACACUCGUCCAAACCACGAAGUCGCAGUGUAUGCUGAAAGCGAUACCGAUGACGAGUUCAAGCAGCCUGCGAGAAAGAAGACCAAAAGAGAGCGAGCUAACAGCAGUCGUUCAACCACCAUCACGCCAGAUCGAGGGAACGUGAGCCAGCAACGGCCGAUGAGACGUUCCAAGUUCCCGUUAUUGUCCCUGCCGAUCGAGAUCCGUUACAUGAUCUACAACAGUUCCACCCCUUCCGACGAAUUCCUGAUCGUCAACCGAGACCCCGGCCCCUACAAACCCAUUCCCAGGCAAAUAUACGGGAACAAAGUCAUCCAUAACCUCCACAAAACCUGCAGGACGAUAUCAUCGGAGACUCGGGAGAUCAUCUACCGGCGCCGGUUCAUCGUCCAUGAUAUGAAAACACUCCGCGCCUGGCUUGACAUGAUCGGCCCGCAGAACCGUCAACAACUACGCUCCAUCAGACUCAGCCGACCCAGAGUAUCAUCCGAGAUCAGGUGUAAAAGGGUGGCUUCGGCUGUUUCUAGAGAAGGCCGGGAUCAGCUCGCGUACCGCCGCCAGUCGCGCAAGCUCUCUCGUCUGCUGUUGGACUGCGACAACCUCCAGAACCUGGAGCUGAAUUUCCGGUACUGCUUUUACAGUCUCCCGCCGCUGUCGUUGGGGCACACUACGUGUCUGCGGGAGCGAUACGCCGCGGAAAUCAUGUACGAGGAUUUCUGGGAAUUCUUCCACCACAGGCUCGACCGUGGUGAUUCGCCAGAGUCGCUGUGUUGGAUCUUGAAGGCUGCGAGGAACAACUUUCACGCACUACCUGGAUUACCGAGUCCUGAUGUUACGGCGGAUGAACGGCAAUGGGAUUGUUCAGAGCAUAUCGUUGCGGAAUAUGUCAUGUUGCUUCUCUGGAAAGACAUUGAGUUGCGAGGCGGGCCGAAGAGCGAUCCAGAGCGCAAGCUGCCUCCGUCUGCGACUCUGAUGCGCUGUCAGAAGUGGAAUAAUCAAGACUUGCAAUGA